This is a messenger RNA of Sphenostylis stenocarpa, 1677 nucleotides long. The record is from the annotation of a GenBank genome assembly. Lineage: Eukaryota; Viridiplantae; Streptophyta; Magnoliopsida; Fabales; Fabaceae.
AUGGGGAAGCACAACCCAAUUUGGCUUGUGCAUUGUUUGGUGUAUCUUUUUCUCAUGGCUGGUGGACAGAGACAACAGAGGCUUAAUAAAUCAUGCAUUCUUCUCAUAGCCAUUGCAGGAAUAGAGAGGUUUGCAUUCAAGGGCGUCGCAUCCAAUUUGGUGACAUACCUUACUGAUAUGGUGAACUUGAGUAACUCAUCUGCAGCAAAGAUGGUUAACAGUUGGGUAGGAUUUACUUCCAUAAUGCCAUUGCUGGUUGCACCUAUUGCUGAUGCGUAUUGGCACAAAUAUUCUACCAUAAUGGUCUCAUCUUUCCUGUAUUUUGUGGGACUUGCAGCAUUGACAACGACAGCUUUAGCAAGGUCAUGGCAUCACAGAAACAGAACAAUGUCUUCUUCAUUUCUCUCGCUGUCUCUCUACUUAAUUUCAUUAGGACAAGGUGGAUAUAACCCAUCUCUGCAAGCCUUUGGAGCAGAUCAACUUGGUGAGGAGGAAGAAUUGCCUUGUAGCAAAGAUGAUAAAAGUUGCAACAAAAAGACUCUAUUCUUUAAGUGGUGGUAUUUUGGUGUUUGCAGUGGAAGCCUAUUGGGUGUUACAGUCAUGUCCUACAUCCAAGACACCUUUGGAUGGGUACUUGGAUUUGCCAUCCCUGCUAUUUCAAUGAUUAUGUCCAUUUUAAUUUUCUCUGGUGGUAGUCCUAUAUAUCUAUAUAAACAACAUGAUGUCUUUCAAAAUAAGAAGCCCCUCAGGAACAUAUUUCAAACCAUAAAAGCUUCUGCAUUGAGAUGUUUCCAUUGUGAAAUUACCCUACCAAAUGACAAGUCUGAAUUGGUGGAGCUAGAGCUUCAAGAGAGACCCCUUUGUCCUGAAAACUUGGACAACCUUAAGGAUUUGAAUAAUGAUCCUAAAAGUGGCAUGUAUCUGCUAGAAAAUGUCAAGGUUAUGGUGAGGCUUUUGCCCAUAUGGACGAUGCUUCUCAUGUUUGCAGUGAUUUUCCAGCAGCCUGCCACAUUUUUCACAAAACAAGGCAUGACAAUGAAGAGGAACAUUGGUACAGAUUUCAAGAUCCCACCAGCCACACUCCAAAGUGCAAUAACAUUGUCCAUAAUACUACUGAUGCCAUUGUAUGACAAAAUAUUCAUACCAAUCACUCAGGUGAUCACUAGGCAGGACAAGGGUAUAAGUGUGAUGCAAAGGAUGGGAAUUGGAAUGGUUCUCUCCAUCAUAGCCAUGGUUAUUGCAGCUCUAGUUGAGAUGAGAAGGCUUGACAUUGGAAGGAAAAUGAGAAGUGCAGGAUUACAUACAGAAACAGUGCCUCUAAGCAUUUUCUGGCUGCUACCACAGUACAUUCUUCUUGGCAUCUCAGACAUUUUCACAGUUGUUGGGAUGCAAGAGUUCUUUUAUGGCGAAGUUCCCAGGACAAUGAGGACAAUGGGAAUUGCCUUGUACACCAGUGUUUUUGGGGUUGGAAGCUUUGUGAGUGCACUGUUGAUUACACUAGUUGAAGUGUACUCAAGUUCGAAGGGAAUACCAAGCUGGUUCUGUGAUGAUAUGGUUGAAGCACGGUUGGACAGUUACUAUUGGCUUUUAGCAUGGUUAAGUGCAGUGAGCCUCCUACUGUAUGCACUCUUGUGUAGAUAUUACCUUAAGAAGAGUGAUUCAGAUAGUGAAUAUUGA